UUGAAUCUUUGGAGUUUGUGGCUUUCGCCUUUCCUUAUUAACCCAGCGUGGGGUUUUUUUCUUUACAGUUGUACAACUGCAAACACACAGAUACCUCAGGGGCACUUGAUAUAAGUUGCUUAUGGAAGAAUGAUCAAAGAUUUCAAAUGAGGAGAGAGAAUAAUUAGCCACUGGAACCACGGAUGUGUCCAGCGACCUGGGGCCACUGAGCCGACACAAGACAGAUGACUGAGCACUGUGAUCACUAGAGGCUUGUAAACAUGCAAGGAAAUAAGCUCAGCUACCAAAACUCUGCCCAAGAAUGCACCACAAUGAGGGCAAAAAAAAUGCGGAAGAGAUUUCUCCACAAGGAUGGCAGCUGCAAUGUGUAUUUCAAACACAUCUUUGGAGAAUGGGAGAGCUACGUGGCUGAUAUAUUCACCACAUUAGUGGACAUCAAAUGGCGCCAUAUGUUUGUGAUAUUCUCUUUAUCUUACAUUCUUUCUUGGCUGUUCUUCGGCUUGGUCUUUUGGCUUAUAGCAAUCCAACAUGGAGAUUUAGUACAUGAUGAAGAAAUGACCCCUUGUGUUGAUAAGGUGCAUAGCUUCACAGGAGCAUUCUUAUUCUCACUUGAAACCCAGACAACCAUAGGCUAUGGCUUUCGUUGUGUCACUGAAGAGUGCUCUGUAGCGAUCCUCAUGGUGGUCCUACAGUCAGUAUUAAGCUGUAUUAUUGACACAUUCAUUAUUGGAGCUGCCUUGGCUAAAAUGGCCACAGCUCGAAAGAGAGCACAGACCAUCCGCUUCAGCUACUAUGCCACUGUAGGCCUAAGAGAUGACAAACUCUGCCUUAUGUGGCGCAUUGGUGAUUUCCGGCCAAACCACAUGGUUGAAGGCACAGUAAGAGCUCAGCUUCUGCGCUACAUGGAAGAUAAGGAAGGGAGAAUGACAAUGGAAUACAAGGACUUGAAGUUACUAAAUUACCAGGUCAUACUUGUUACACCAGUGACCAUCGUACAUGAAAUUGACCAUGACAGCCCUUUAUACGGUCUAGAUCGGAAAGCUUUGUCCAAAGACAGUUUUGAAAUCUUGGUUACAUUUGUCUACACUGGGGAUUCAACUGGAACUUCACACCAGUCGAGAAGUUCAUACGUCCCCCGAGAAAUCCUUUGGGGACACAGGUUCAACAAUGUCUUGCAGGUGAGGAAAAAAUACUACAACGUGGAUUGCCUACAGUUUGAGGAAACCACAGAAAUUUAUGCUCCCUAUUGCAGUGCAAAGCUUCUGGAUAGGAAGGAACAUGAAUGGAACAGAACUAAGAAAACAUUGGACAGAGGAACAAGUACAUCAACACUGGAGGUCAGAGAUACAUCGUUUAAGGCAGUUGCCCUCAUCAGCAGUUCUGAAGAUCCAGAAGAUCUAAUGAAAGCUGUCAAACAAGAUUCUAGAGAACUUCCUCAUCAGAAAGAUCCAUUGACCUUAAAUAAAAUCUUAGCAAAGUCCAAGAUCUAGCUCUUCAUUGCAAUUAAAAUUACUGCCCCAACUGUUCCCUAAGCAGCCUGUAAAAUAUAAGCACUGUUGAACUCCAUACACAAAAGUAUUUACAUAAUAAAUCUAAUUCUAAGUGUAUUAGAGAAUGAAAACAAUAUAAUGUACCCUGUAAGUAGAUUUUUCAAAGCUACCUAAUUUAUGUGGAUGGCCAAUUCCCAAAUUAAUGGGAUCUGGGUAUCCAUCAUCUCACUGUGGCUUUGAAAAUCCCAAACAAUUUCUCCAUUCAAAACCUGAACAUAUAUUGUAUUUUGAAUCUCAAAAUUGUAGAUGAAAUUUUUUUGCAGAUUCUUUUUGAAAAUGUUUGGGAAAUUUGGUUGUUUUGAAAUCAGCAUAUAUAGUGGUAGAAUCUUUUGAAAAUUCAUGUUUUUGAAGACAAAAUCCAUAAUAUGGUAAUGAGAACAGAUCUGUAAUAUGGUCACAGUGAUGAACUCUGACAAGAUUCUUUGCAAAGCUCAGGAAGUGAAACCCAGGAGCUGUAACAUAAAACAAUAUUGCUGCCUUGCUUUUGUUAUUUGUUCCCCCUUUAUCUGAUCACUUUGGUAUUCUGGAUCCUAUUCUGAACCCUUAAUACAGAUUCCCAAAUUAAUCUGGUUUUCAUAGCAGUCCACCUGUAAUCUCCUCUGCAUUAUCUACAGUGAACAUCUGUUACAAUUAAUACAGUUCCUUGCAUGGAACACUUUUCCAACAAGAAAAGGUGUCUCUGGAAACAGAACUAUUGAACUGAUGAUGAUGGGCGAUUACUUGUUACCGGGUAUGAUCAUCUUCCAUGGGAGUUAUGGGUCCUCAGGUGGCUAAUAAGGCCAAUCCUUGAACCACAAGUUCUAUUACGAUGAGGGCAGAUGUUUUCAGGCUCAGCAGGAGGCUGUGGAUCAUGACCAACUGGCUGUUGACUGGAAGCCAGUCUCUCCUUCCUCCUGCGCCUCUUGUCCUCUUCAGCUUGUUGGCGAGGAAGUUCAAAAUGCAGGGGAACAUCACAUAGGACUUCACUCCAUUUUAAGCGAUCCUGGACAAGUGUCUCCCAAGUGUCAAUGUCGAUAUUACACUUUUUUAGGUUGUCCUUCAGCAAGUUCUUAUAACACUUCAGUUGUCCACCCACAUCACGGUGCCCCUCUUUCAGCUGAGGGAACAGGACCUGUUUUGGGAGGCAAUGGUCUAGCAUACAGAUAACGUGACCAGUCCAGCGAAAUUGCUGAUGGAUGAUCAUUGCCUCGAUACUGGUACUGAUACUCCAGAACACUAAUAUUGGUGUGCCUGUCUUCCCAUUUGAUCUUCAGAAUCUUACAAAGAGAGUGUUGAUGGUGCCUCUCAAGGACUUUCAAGUGGUGUCUCUAGGUUGUCCAAGUUUCGACCCCAUACAACAGUGUUGGGAGAAUAACGGCUUGAUAAACAAGAAGCUUGGUGAACUAUUGAACUAUGCACUUUGCAAAUGCAUUAAACCCAUUUGGGGAUUUUUCAUUCUCUAUCACCAAUUGCUGGUCUGGCAAACACCUAAAUGAGUAGAUUUACUCAUGUAAUAAACAACAUGUGUGAGUAA
Messenger RNA from Chelonia mydas (Green sea turtle), 3063 nucleotides. RefSeq names its product potassium inwardly rectifying channel subfamily J member 16 (gene KCNJ16). Gene Ontology annotation, cellular component: plasma membrane. The record is from RefSeq and is a predicted model, not a curated record. Lineage: Eukaryota; Metazoa; Chordata; Testudines; Cheloniidae. The coding region runs from base 261 to 1490 and encodes 409 amino acids. The transcript has 2 exons. Gene Ontology annotation, molecular function: inward rectifier potassium channel activity. Gene Ontology annotation, biological process: regulation of monoatomic ion transmembrane transport; potassium ion import across plasma membrane.